CUCCAACCACAGCAACUGCAAUCCCGCGCCUCCAAAAGAUGAUCGCGUCCUCCCUACCGCACGCGUUCCGGUGGCCGCCUUCUCCAUGGCUUCCGCUUCUCCUCCGGCCUCGCUUCUCCUUAGGACACGCCCUCGAAGGCUUUCCCUCCGUCAUCCCGCCGCCGCCGCCGCUCGCCCUACAUUAGACGGUAGUCAGGGUCUCCGACGGGCGCCUCGCCGCCUCUUUCUCGGCAUCGGCGCCUCCUUCCUCGACCAGGUCGCCCACAUGGCCUCCGGCAGCGGUGGCCGCUCCUUUGUGGCCUCGGCUCGACCCCAGCGAGGCGUUUCUUCCGUCGAACAGAUUCUGAAAAAUGUAGUGUGGCCGGAGACGUUUCCUUUCAAGGACGAGGAUUUCAACCGCUUUGAUGAAUCACCGGAUUCUCUUUUCUACUCAGAGCCUCGUUUUGUUACACACAUUGAUGACCCCGCAAUUCGUGCUCUUACCAAGUACUAUUCGGAAGUAUUUCCUCCAAGUAAUUCAUCAGGUGUUUGUCUAGUAGAUUUAUGUAGCAGUUGGGUUAGCCAUUAUCCAGCUGGCUACAGGCAGGACAGAAUUGUGGGAAUGGGCAUGAAUGAGGAAGAGCUCAAGCGAAAUCCGGUUUUGACAGAAUAUAUUGUGCAAGAUCUGAAUGUUAACCCUAAGCUUCAGUUCGAGGAUAACACUGUUGAUGUUAUAACCAAUGUGGUUAGUGUUGAUUACUUGACCAAGCCGAUUGAUGUUUUCAAAGAGAUGCAGCGGAUACUCAAACCAGGAGGUUUGGCUAUAAUGAGUUUUUCAAAUCGAUGCUUUUGGACAAAAGCCAUCUCUAUUUGGACAUCAACUGGUGAUGCUGAUCAUGCCUGGAUUGUAGGGGCCUAUUUUCAUUAUGCUGGAGGUUUUGAACCACCCGUCGCUGUGGACAUAUCUCCCAACCCUGGGCGUUCUGACCCGAUGUAUGUUGUAUACUCCAGAAAGCAGACGGCUGACCAACCACCUCUGCUUUGAGAAGGUGUUCUUAAAUCUCAGAAAGAAAGAAAGUCACUAAAGCAAUCGUAUCAUAUCAUUUGGCUUCUUAUCACCUAUCUGUAUAUUCCACCUUUGUCUGGUGUCAAGGUGCUUGAAUUGCUUCUCAUGCGUGAUUCAGGCAGCAACGUUGUAGCAGUAGAAGAAUGAUCAGCACCUUCAGAUUUAGGCCCAAAUGAACGUCCAGCAUGACCUAAUAAAGCCGUAGGAUCUGUGCUUUCGUCUCCAUCUCCACAUCAAUUGCCUUUGUAGUCUUACAGAGAUCAUUUUCAAGUAGGUGUUUGCCAAAGAAGCUGUCCUGGACCGAGUGAAUGGCAGAGUACUUUGAUAGCAAGAACAAAUUAUAUGCAAAAUGUUCAAAGUUUGGUCCGGCCGUUCACAGAAUGCAGUGUUCCAUUGUAGACUUGCAUCGCUGUUGUUACGAUAUAAAUUGUAUAUGUUUCAUUCACCAUAAGGCUUCUAGAUAGAAUAUAUUACCGUUUUCUUUCAGCCAAGCCAUUCCUGUAUUGUGACUGGCGUGGGUUGUGAAAUGGGAACUCAAGUAAUAAAUAUGUGGUGGGCUUUUCUGUUGUUCAA
This is a messenger RNA of Musa acuminata AAA Group (dessert banana), 1618 nucleotides long. RefSeq lists its product as uncharacterized. Gene Ontology annotation, molecular function: S-adenosylmethionine-dependent methyltransferase activity. Bases 86 to 1024 code for a protein of 312 amino acids. The transcript is spliced from 9 exons. The record is from RefSeq and is a predicted model, not a curated record. Lineage: Eukaryota; Viridiplantae; Streptophyta; Magnoliopsida; Zingiberales; Musaceae.